UGGAUAGUAGCUUGCCACAGCCACUGCUAGAGGAGCGCGCACACACAUACAUGCAGACUCACACACACACACUCUGAAGGCUAGUGUGUGAGCCAGCCAGCCAGUCAGUCGGUGUGAGUGUGUGAGCCAUGUUGGAUGUGAAUGAACGGGAGGAGAGAUGCUGCUGCCGCGCCGCUCCUAACGCUCAGACCUCCAGCUCCACGGACCACAGCGGGUAGAUGCCAACUCUCCAGGCCGACAGAGAGACGGGGGAGCCUGGGGGAAGGUGUCGGGCGGUGCUGGCGGUCCUGGAACUGGCCACAUAGCCGGAACGAAGGACAGAGAGAAGUAACGGGGGAGAAGGGAAGGCACACUCGUGAGUGAGAAAGAGAGAAUAGGCAGAGGUGGAAGAGGGAGAAAGGAGGGGAGACACAGAGAAAGGAGAAGACUAAAUGGCUGCACCGCUACCGGGCUUUACCCCGCUCCUGCUCUCAUCUCUGGCACUCCACCUGCUUCUCCUCGGCCCUUUGUUCGCCUUCACCCCGGGGACGGUGAAUACAGGAGGAGUUUCCAACAGAUGGACCCCGGGCCUCUGCUAUCGAGACGCCGGUAAAGUGAGCCAGCAGCAACAGCAACACCAGUGCGAGGAGGCAAGGGAGUCGCCGAGGGGCAGCUGGAAUCUACGCCCAAGCAGGUGGACCGUGGAGCGGAUACAGAGAGAGGGAUGCUCGGGAGUGCAGCGCGCGGGAGAGACGCUGAGAGGAUAUCUGCGGGAUGGAGCGAAGGGGAGGCGGAAAGAAGGACCGAAAGGAGUCGGGACGUUUUGGAAGACUGCAGACGGCCCUCCGGCUCCAUCGCCACCUACUCUCCAACUCCACCCUGGUAUUAGGAGCAGGUUGAACUCCGAUGGCGUCGGUGGAGGAGAGAGAGUGGAAAGAGGAAGGCUGGGCAGAAAGGGCGUUGUUUCACCUCCCACUUCACCUGUUUCCACCCCCUCGCCGGUUCAAAACGGUAAAAAACGGCCAGUACAAAGGACUAGAGCGUGCGCGCAACGGUGGCCGGCGUCGCGACCACACCUCGCCAAACGUGGUGCCGCCGGAGCCUUUGUGCACGCCUCUGGCCUGAACGGGGCACCCGGAAGUGGAGGGAGGAGAGGGGGAGAGGUGUGGGAGAGGGCUCCUGAGGUGAAGAGACUGCUUGCUGCAUGGUGCUCCCCGACACACUGGCCGUGCCCCGACAAACCACCCCUCUCCGUGGCCAGCACUCCCUCACCUGGCCUCUUCCCAGCUGGUUUCUCUCACUGCAUUCAUUCUCUUUCUGGAUACAUUUCACCCCACGCUGAUGCUUCAAACACAUUCAAGCCUACUUUUACCAACAAUUCAGACUGUGUCCGGGCAUCUCAAUUGGAUUGCGUGUGUAAUUUUCACAACAUUCAGCAACAGCUAGUUUACAGGAACGGCAACAAGGCGAAGCGCUGGGAUGGCUCAGUCAGCAUGAACAGGCGGGCUGGUAAUUGUUCUCAUUUGGGCUGGCAUAAUGUUAUCGAUCCCAACAGGAGCAGGGAGAGGGGUGACGAUAGCGGUUUGACGGGGUGCAUUAGAGAGAAUGGAGGAGGGCCGAGAGGUGGGGGAGAUGAGGGGAGGGAAGCGUACAGGUGUAGCGCGCUGGAGGAGAUUAGCAAUCUAGGUUGUUGGUUACCUCCUCUCUGUGAAGCAAGGUCUAAGCGUGCCAGAGUUAUUCAUGAAAGGAAGAAAAGAGAGGUAAAUGAUGGGAGAGGGGGAGAGAUGAGCCACAGCAGCAAACACAUUCAUUUAUCUAAUUAUCCGGAUAAUGGUUUGGCUUUUCUGAUACUGAAGCUCUCGUGUAGUACUGAUAAUGAGCUUCAGCGGGGGAAAUCAGCACCAGAAACCGAGGGGCAGAGCAGUCAAACCCGGAGAGAGAGCAGGGCGGACAGGGUGGGUCCCAGUGGUGGCUCUGGUUGUUUAGACAGAGAAGAAAUGGGGGGUGGAUAUUUAGCUGAAUUUACGACACCCGAGGGAGGCAUAGCUCCGAGGAAGCGCCUCAUCCAAAUUGCCCUCAGCAGCAUUAUUUCAGAGACGCCCUGCCAGCAGUCCCCAUCCAACAAAACCACCGUCCCCCAAAACGCGUCAAAAUACUCUGAAUACUCUGGCUCUGAAGUUACUGAAACAGCGCCCACUCAAACAGAAACAGACGAGAGCUGGGAAAGUGGGAGACGAGUCACAGCGCUCAGUCUGUCUGCUGGAAAAGUGAGAGCAACUUCAGAGACACAGUCUGCCGGUGACUCAGGCUUUUCCUCGCCUGCUAAGUUUCCCGCUACAUCUCCCAGUCACUCUGAAGCAGCAGUGCAGCCUGCAGCAGAGUACCUGUCGCUCGUCUCGGCAGUUAACCUGACCACAUGGUCUGCGCGUUCGCUACACUCCCCCCGUGUAGAGGAGCUUUCAGCACGACGGACAGCUCCUCCAGACGCUGGGCGCGUGUUUUUGUGGAGCAAGUCCAACACUAAUAAUAAUAAUAACAAUAAUAAUAAUAAUAAUAAUAAUAAUGAGGAAGAGGAGAGAGGCGGCGGGGGAAAUAGAUAUGAGUCUGAAAUAGAAAAUUCGCUGUGGCGUGGUCAAACGCAGUGGGAAAGCGCGCAGAGAGCGAUGGCUCACCCAGGAUGCUCUGGUAGCAUUUCCACUGACUGCUCAGCUACCCCGCGCGAGGACGGUGCACAUAUGCAAUUAAAACCCGGUAAGCAAGUGCCACUAGAGCCCGAAGGUGUCAGACAGGCAACGGGGCGGCAGAUGGGAGAUAAAGGAGAAAGGCAGAGGGAGGAAGAGGGCUUUGAGGGGUCCGCUGUUGCUGCUGCCUCUGUUUGGGGAGGAAAAUUACAGGUGGGGGAGGGCCAGAGAGAGGCGCGGCUGAUGGGAGGGAGAGAAACAGGGGCAGAGGAGGAGGAGGAGUGGGAGAGGGGAAGGAGAAUAACAAAGGCAAGCCAGGCAGAGGAGAAAGAGGCAAAGGGAGAGAAGGGUCAGGACAGGGGCAGUAGCACCACCAUCACACAGCCAGAUAGCAAAAUAGGGAAGAAAGAAAGCCAGGGGGAUGAAAGCCACCAGGGAGGAGGCAGAGGGGAGGUGGAGGGGGAGGAAAAGAAAAAGCACAGUUCAAGGGGAGAGAGGAGCCUGGAACGACUGAUAAUCGUAGCAGAUGAUGAUACCUCACAGAGAGAGACUGAGAGAAAGAUUUUCAUGCCAUGGUCUCGCUCGAAACGUGCAGCCAAUAGGCAUCCCCAUUUCUCCCAGUACACCUACCAAGUACAUGUGGCUGAAAACCAGCCGCCUGGCACAUCAGUGAUCAUCAUGUCCGCCUCAGACCCAGACGGAGGAGAUGCAGGCAGGCUGAGCUACACAAUGGCCCCGCUGAUGAACAGUCGAUCGUCCGACUACUUCCACAUUCACCCAGACACCGGCCUCAUCACCUCCACUCAGAUUCUUGACCGAGAGCACAUGGACCUACAUUACUUCCGGGUCACGGCGACUGAUCAUGGCUCCCCUCGCCUCUCUGGCACCACAAUGGUGUCCAUCACUGUUUCAGACCGGAAUGAUCACUCUCCUAUAUUUGAGCAGUCAGAGUACAGGGAGACGAUUAGGGAGAAUGUGGAGGAAGGCUAUCCCAUACUACAGCUGAGAGCGACUGAUUCAGACUCCCCAUCCAAUGCCAAUAUUCGUUACCGGUUUGUCGGUGACUCAGCUACAAUGGCACGGGCGGCCUUUGAGAUUGACCCUCGCUCUGGCCUCAUUACAACCCGUGGGUCAGUGGACCGGGAAACGAAUGAACACUACACCCUGCAGGUGGAGGCCAGCGACCAGGGGAAGGAUCCGGGGCCGCGCUCUGCUACCGUUAAAGUUUUCAUCACCGUGCUGGAUGAAAAUGACAAUGUGCCACAGUUCAGUGAGAAACGCUAUGUGGUGGCAGUGAAGGAGAAUGUCAGGCCUCAUUCUGAAAUUCUCCGUGUCAGCGCCACAGACCGGGACAAGGACAGUAAUGCUGUUGUUCACUACAACAUCAUCAGUGGCAACAGCCGUGGGCAGUUUUCCAUUGACAGCGUCACUGGUGAGAUCCAGGUGGUGGCACCACUAGACUAUGAGGCCGAACGAGAGUACACGCUCCGCGUUCGCGCACAGGACAACGGGCGGCCACCCCUUUCUAACAACACUGGGAUUGUCAGCGUCCAAGUGACAGACGUCAACGACAAUCCGCCCAUCUUUGUCUCCACACCAUUUCAGGCAUCCGUGCUUGAGAGCGCCCCAAUUGGUAGUUCAAUCCUCCACAUCCAGGCCAUUGAUACAGAUUCUGGUGACAAUGCUCGUCUGGAGUACAGGCUAACUGGCACAAGCUCUGACACGCCAUUUGUUAUCAAUGCCGCAACAGGCUGGGUCACCGUCAAGUCUAUUCUUGACAGAGAAUCUGUGGAGCACUACUUUUUUGGCGUGGAGGCCAGGGAUUAUGGCAUGCCCCCUCUUUCCGCUACAGCCAGUGUGACUAUAACAGUGAUGGAUGUUAAUGACAACCGCCCUGAGUUCCUCCAAAAGGAGUACUAUGUCAGACUGAACGAGGACGCAGCGGUUGGCACCAGCGUAGUGACUGUCACAGCUGUGGAUCGUGACGUCAACAGUGCGGUGACCUACCAGAUAACAGGAGGAAACACCAGAAACCGCUUUGCUAUCAGCACGGCGGGAGGGGGUGGGCUUCUCUCUCUAGCUCUCCCACUAGACUACAAACAGGAGCGGCGCUACGUUCUCACUGUCACUGCCUCAGACAGAACCCUCCAUGACACCUGUCAGGUGCACAUCAACAUCACAGACGCCAACACACACCGCCCUGUUUUCCAAAGCGCCCAUUACUCUGUUAGUGUGAACGAGGACCAGCCACCUGGAAGCACCAUAGUCGUGAUCAGUGCCACAGACGACGAUGUUGGCGAGAAUGCUCGAAUCACGUACUUCCUCGAGGACAAUAUCCCGCAAUUUCGCAUCGACCCAGCAACAGGAGCCAUAACGCUCCAGGCAGAGCUUGACUAUGAAGACCAGAUGACCUACACGUUGGCUAUAACAGCCAAAGACAACGGCAUACCGCAGAAAUCAGACACGACAUACGUUGAGGUGAAUGUCAAUGAUGUCAAUGACAACGCACCUCAGUUCCUCAGUCCCAGGUAUCAGGGAACAGUGAGUGAAGAUGCCCCUUCCUACACCAGUAUUCUCCAAAUCUCAGCCACCGAUCGGGAUGCACACGCCAACGGUCGUGUUCAAUACACCUUCCAAAACGGUGAGGAUGGGGGUGGAGACUUUACCAUUGAACCGAAAUCCGGGAUCGUCCGAAAUAGCAGACGUUUGGAUCGCGAGAACGUGCCAUUCUAUGAGCUCACUGCCUAUGCUGUUGAUCGCGGUGUACCCUCUCAGCAAACUCCUGUCCACAUCCAGGUGACAGUCCUCGAUGUGAAUGACAACGCCCCUGUUUUCCCCGCUGAUGACUUUGAGGUUUUAGUAAAAGAAAACAGUGCUGUGGGUUCUGUGGUGGCACAGAUAACAGCCACCGACCCUGAUGAGGGUGCCAAUGCUCAGAUCAUGUACCAAAUUGUAGAGGGCAACAUCCCAGAGAUCUUCCAGAUGGACAUCUUUUCAGGAGAGCUCACGUCACUCAUUGAUCUUGACUAUGAGACGCGCAACGAGUAUGUCAUUGUGGUCCAGGCCACGUCAGCACCUUUAGUCAGCCGUGCUACUGUCCGAAUCCGAUUGGUGGACCAGAACGACAACAGGCCAACUCUACAAGACUUUCAAAUCAUUUUCAACAACUUUGUGUCCAAUCGGUCCAACAGUUUCCCCACCGGGGUAAUAGGGAGGGUACCUGCUCACGAUCCUGACGUGUCAGACAGACUGUACUACACCAUCGAAAGGGGGAAUGAGCUUCACCUGCUGCUCCUGAAUCACACCAGCGGAGAGAUCCGACUGAGCCGAAAACUGGAUAACAACAGGCCGCUGGUGGCUCCCAUGCUGAUCUCCGUCACGGAUGGCGUCCACAGCAUUUCGGCUCAGUGUGUUCUCCGCGUCCUCAUUAUCACAGAGGACAUGUUGGGCAGCAGUGUCACUGUCCGCCUUCAGAACAUGUCCCAGGAGCACUUCCUGUCACCACUGCUGGGAACCUUCUUGGAAGGUGUGUCCGCUGUUCUCUCAGUUCCUGUCGAGGAUGUUUUCAUCUUCAACAUUCAGCCGGAUCUGGAUGCGGCACCCGGAGGAAUCCUGAAUGUCAGCUUCUCUGCCGCAUUGCCGGGCGGACAUUUCUUUCCCUCUGAGGCCCUGGAGGAGCAGCUGUACCUGAACAGGCCGAGGCUGACGUCACUGACACAGAUGGAGGUCCUCCCGUUUGAUGACAACGUGUGCUUGCGGGAGCCUUGCCAGAACUACAUGAAGUGCAUCUCAGUGCUGCGUUUCAACAGCUCUGCCCCCUUCAUCUCCUCACCCUCCAUCUUGUUCCGGCCCAUCCACCCCAUCGCAGGACUACGCUGCCGCUGCCCAGUGGGAUUCACGGGUGAUUACUGUGAGACAGAGAUCAACCUGUGCUACUCCAACCCCUGUCUGAACGGAGGGGUGUGUGCCCGCAGAGAGGGAGGGUACACCUGUAUCUGCCGCGAAGACUACACCGGUGAUCGUUGUGAGUUUGACCACCGGCAGGGCAGGUGCAUGCCAGGUGUGUGUCGUAACGGAGGGACGUGCCGGGAGCUUUCGGGUGGGGGUUUCCGAUGUGAGUGCCCGGCAGGAGCCUAUGAGCGACCAUACUGCACCGUCACCGCCCGGUCCUUCCCGCCCAAGUCCUUUGUCAUGUUCCGGGGGCUCAGACAGAGAUUUCACCUCUCCAUCUCAUUAACAUUUGCCACCCUGGAGAACAGUGGUCUUCUCUUCUAUAAUGGACGCUUUAACGAGAAACAUGACUUCAUUGCCUUAGAGAUCCAAGAAGGACAAGUGGUGUUCAAAUACUCCACAGGUGAGUCAUCCACCCAGGUGAGUCCCUUCCUGCCAGGGGGUGUGACCGAUGGUAACUGGCAUACAGUUCACAUCCACUACUACAACAAGCCUGCUACACGUUAUCCCAAGCGCAGUAUGAGUGGUGAGGCUCAGGGUCCGUCAGAUGAGAAGAUUGCCGUGGUGAGCGUUGAUGACUGUGAUACAGCCUUGUCGCUUCGCUUUGGUACGCAGCUUGGAAAUUACAGCUGUGCUGCACAGGGCAAACAAACCAGCAGUAAGAAGUCUCUGGAUUUGACUGGUCCAUUAUUUCUGGGUGGAGUCCCUAAUGUGCCAGACAACUUUCCCUUUGGCACCAGGGAGUUUAUCGGUUGCAUGAAAGAGCUGCACAUCGAUAGCAAACCGCUGGACAUGGCUGGAUUUAUCGCCAAUAAUGGAACGCUUCCUGGCUGCAGUGCCAAACAUCCCUUCUGUAAGUCCAACCCGUGUCAGAACGGAGGAACCUGCAGGGUGAGCUGGGAGACUUUCUCCUGUGACUGUCCCCUAGGGUACGGUGGGAAGGACUGCAGCCACGUGAUGACACACGUACACCGCUUUCUGGGUAACAGCGCCCUCUGGUGGGACCUGAAGAAUGACGUAACCAUCUCCGCACCCUGGUACCUCGGCCUGGUGUUCAGAACCAGAGCCCGCGAGGGGACUUUGCUGCAGGCCCAGGCUGGCCAGUAUAUCAGCCUGGUGUUCCAGGUAAUUAAUGGUCAGCUGGUCUUUUCGGUGACCCGCGGCUCAACCAGACCGGUGCGUUUGCGGUUGGAUCAGGUUCAAGUGGCAGACGGCCGGUGGCACGACCUCCAGCUGGAGCUGCGAGACGUUCGCAGUGGCCGCGAGACUCGCUAUGUCGCCACACUGCGGCUGGACUUUGGACUCUAUCAGGGAACAGUGAUAGUGGGAAAUGAGAUUCAUGGUUUGAAGGUGAAACAUCUGCAUGUUGGAGGAGUGCUGGGCUCUGGGGAGGUUCAGAACGGGAUAAGAGGAUGCAUACAGGGUGUUCGAUUGGGCGUGAGACCGGACGCCCCCGCUCUGCCCCGCCCCUCUAGAGCUGUCAAAGUGGAAACUGGCUGCAGUGUCGGUAAUCCCUGCCUCUCGUCUCCCUGUCCAGCUCAUAGCCGUUGUUCCGACCAAUGGGAGAGGCACACCUGUCUAUGUGAACCCGGUUAUUAUGGGAAAAGCUGCAUUGACGCCUGUCAUCUGAAUCCAUGUGAGAAUGAGGCUCACUGCCACAGGAAGCCCAGCUCUUCCCAUGGAUACAUUUGUGACUGUGGAGACAACCACUACGGGCAAUACUGCCAGCACAGGAUUGAUCAUCAGUGUCCCAGGGGUUGGUGGGGAUCUCCAACCUGUGGACCGUGCCACUGUGACACCAAUAAAGGCUUCGAUCCUGACUGUAAUAAGACCAGCGGACAGUGUCAGUGCAAGGAGUUCCACUUCCAUCCUCGAAACUCGGACACCUGCCUGCCGUGCGACUGCUACCCAGUGGGGUCCUUCUCGCGGGCAUGCGACCCAGAGUCAGGACAGUGUCAGUGCAGGCCUGGCGUAAUUGGUCGCCAGUGCAACUCAUGUGACAACCCUUUUGCUGAGGUCACAAACUCAGGCUGUGAAGUCAUUUAUGAUGGUUGUCCAAAGACCAUUACUCAGGGGAUCUGGUGGCCACGUACCAAGUUCAACCUGCCUGCCGCGGUGCCCUGCCCCAAAGGCUCUGUCGGUGCUGCCAUUAGACACUGUGAUGCGGAGAGAGGCUGGUUGGAGCCGGACCUUUACAACUGCACUUCACCUCCGUUUGUGGAGCUCAGUGCUGCUCUCGAUUCCCUGGAGCGCAACGAGACAGAGCUGAACACCAUCAUGGAGAAGAAGCUUGCCCACCAGCUCCGUGAUGUAACCGAGGCUACCACCCGGCUCUAUGGCAAUGACCUGCAGAUAGCUGAGCGGCUGCUGUCACGCCUCCUAACAUUUGAGACCCAGCAGAGCGGCUUCGGACUCACCGCCACCCAGGAUGCGUACUUCAAUGAGAACGUCCUGCGAGGCUGCAGUGUGCUGUUGGGUCCGAGCACCUCUGGGCUUUGGCGUGCUCUCGCUCAGAGUCAGAACCACAUCCCAGGCGGCGGUCCGGGAGCGCUGACGGAGCUACUGGAGCAGUACGCCAAGAAUCUGGCUCAGAACAUGAAACUCACCUACCUCAACCCAGUGGCGCUGGUUGCUCCCAACAUUGUUAUGAACCUGGACCGUGUGGAGAACCACACCCAUGUGCGGAGGCGUUUCCCACGCUACCACACCACCCUGUUUCGCGGUCAGGCUUUGUGGGAUCCCUAUACUCAUGUGAUACUGCCCCCUGCUGCUCUGGUGCCACAACGGCAGCGGCUGCAUAACUGGAAGGAGAAGGAGAGGACGGAAAAAGAACUUUCAGCCUCAGAUCCUCAAAACACCGCUUCGGCGCCUGUCAGUAUCUCGGCCAAUCAGACAGGAGAAUACACUGCAGCAAAACGUACUGCUGCGUUGCCUGAGCCGCCCAUAACCAUCGUGAUCCUGCUCAUUUACCGAAGUCUGGGUGCUGCCCUUCCUCCCAAGUACCACACAGACAGACGAGGAGUGAGGCUUCCCAGACAUCCAGUAAUGAACUCCCCGGUGGUCACUAUCUCUGUCUACAACAACCAGACGUUUGUGGGCGGACAUUUAGAGCAACCCAUCUUACUGGAGUUCAAGCUGCUAGAGACGGCCAAUCGCAGCAAGCCUCUGUGUGUACAAUGGAACCACAGCAGCCCGUAUGAGAUUGGAGGUUGCUGGACGGUGAGAGACUGUAUGGUGGUGUACAGAAACACGUCUCAUGUGCGCUGUCAGUGCCAGAGACUGGGCACCUUUGGCGUGCUGAUGGACAGUUCGCAGAGAGAGCAGUUGGAGGGCGACCUGGAGACGCUGGCCCUGGUCACAUACUCUUCUUUGUGCGUCUCCAUGCUGGCGCUGCUCCUCACUGUCCUGGUGCUCUCCUGUCUCCGGGGCCUCAAGUCUAACACCAGGAGCAUCCAUUCAAACACAGCGGCAGCCAUGUUUUUAUCAGAGCUGGUGUUUUUGCUUGGGGUCAAUCAGACUGAACAACAGUUCCUGUGUACGGUCGUCGCCAUCCUGUUGCAUUACUUCUUCAUGUCCACGUUCGCCUGGAUGUUCGUGGAAGGUCUUCAUAUCUACCGAAUGCAAACAGAGCAACGCAACAUCAACUAUGGAGCCAUGAGAUUCUAUUACGCCAUUGGCUGGGGCGUUCCCGCCAUUAUCACAGGCCUGGCAGUAGGUUUGGACCCAGAGGGUUAUGGAAACCCAGACUUCUGUUGGAUAUCCAUCUAUGACAAACUAAUCUGGAGCUUCGCUGGUCCCAUCGGCAUCGUCAUACUGUUGAAUGGGGGCAUUUUCACCAUUGUAGCCAAGAUGUCGUGUAACCCAUCUCAGAAGGAGACCAAGAAACUUCCUGUCAUCGCCACUAUCCGCAAUGCCUUCUUGCUGUUGCUGGUGGCCACCUCCACCUGGCUCUGUGGUCUGAUGGCUGUAAAUAACAGCAUACUGGCUUUCUACUACAUAUUUGAUGUCCUCUGCCUAGUACAGGGUCUGUCAGUGAUGCUAGUCUUCACCGUGUUCAACUCAGAAGUUCAGGAGGCAUGGAGAGUCGCCUGUUUGGGUAAAAAGAGUCCUGGAGAAGAUCCCCCAAGACCACCGCAGAGCACAGCACAGAACCCCUAUCACAACGCUUCACUGUUGGAGCAGAGCGGGCUGCACCGCAUCACACUGGGAACCUCCACAAUCUCCUCCGUCAGCUCUGCCAGAGAAAACCUUUUGGCUCGUCAGACUCUGGAGCAAAACAUCGUCCAUACUGGUGCAACCGACCUGGAUGUAGCCAUGUUCCACAGAGACGGGGGUGAAGAUUCCGACUCAGACUCGGAUCUCUCUAUGGAGGAAGAACGCAGUCUCUCCAUUCCUUCUUCGGAAAGCGAGGACAACGUCCGUCUCCGUGGCCGCAUCCAGCGGCGAUUCAAGCGCUCCAAUCACGGCGAGCGCCUGCUCACAGAGCCCGCCAACAACGGCACCAAAGAGCUGGACGGCAACGACCUUUUAUCCUACUGGCCAGCUUUGGAAGAGUGCGAGGCACGCACUCUGCAGAAGUGGGGCUCAGAGCGACCCCUGGGGGCAGAUUACAGCAAGGACGCAGCAAAUAACAACCAGCUAGACGCAGCGCUCACUAGUGGAGACGAGAACGGCCUUACCCACCCACACAGGCACCGCAAAGGAAUCCUCAAGAACCGUCUUGGCUGUCCUCCUGCACUCCAGGGUCUUUCCAGUAUGGGCCGGGUCCCCAGUGAGCUCAACUGGUACCGAACCUCUACUCUUGGCCACCGAGGUGUUCCUGCUGCCUCGUAUGGUCGCAUGUACUCUGCCACAGCUGGUGCCACGGGAGGCUCCGGCUCUCUCUCCCAGCCAGCUUCCCGCUACUCCUCUAGGGAGCACCUGGACUCGCUUGCACGGAGGCAGCUGUCCAGGGAUCCACUCGGGAGGCAGACGGUCGGCGGAUCAAGGGAUCGGUUGGACUGCCGGGGCUCCAGGGACAACCUGGAUCUCUUACCCAGGAGGAGAGAGCUGGGGCUGGGGCAGGGGUCAAUGUUAGGGACCCUGGAGCACCAGCGAGUCUCAUUAUCCAGGGAGAACUUGUCAGGAUCCAGGGACAGACUGGACAACCACCAUGCUACUGGCUUCCACGGAUCGAGGGAGGAUGUGAGUGGAAACGGAGGGGCUGUCGGUGCUGGGAUUGAGGGAUACCUCGGCGGAUCAAGGUUGCAGCUGAGCUCGCUGACUCGGCGACAGGCCUCAUCCCGGGAGCACCUCGGAGAAGCUCUCGUGAGCAGUAGAUCAAGGGAGCAACUUGACACCAAUGGAAUGGGAGCCCAGGCUCAGCCAUGUCGGGAGUGGCUCCGCACUCUGCCACCCCGCCAGCCCUCACACCCUGACCAGCCGCCCUCCUCUUCUCCUCCUCCCCCGAUAUCUGAGGAGCCUCAGCAGGAGCACCUACCUCCUUCAGCUCACGCCAGAGGACGACUGGACUCAGCUUCAUGUAGGUUUCCUGGUCAGGCCGCCCCCCAGAUCGCAGGUUCAAAUCCAAACCCCUUGGGUCGACAACCGUCCAGUGAACACCUGGAUAUUCUUUCCUCCAUUUUAGCAUCCUUCAAUUCCUCUGUCCUCACUCCUCCCCCUGCUGCCCCAAACCCUGGUCCAAACGGCUCCGUCCACGGACCUUCCCCAUCCCCGUCCCAGUCUGCCACCUCCCAUAGCAUAUCUGAAGUCUCCCCUGACUCCGAAGCCAACAGAAGUGAGGGACAGUCUUGAUGACAACCUCCGCAUCCCUUAAUGCAUUGCUACAGUGCUGGGGUCACAUUGGACAUGUUCAAAGGUCGCGGAUGGACCUGAAGCACCGGGACAACCUGGAACAUUCGAGGACAGGGAAACAAAACCGAGACAGAGGAAACGCAGAGACACAAAGACGGACAAAACAUCCAAUGAUAACACAGAUUCAAGAGAAAGUCAGUGGGCGGCGUGUACUGUGUAAAGAGUUUUCGAGUGUCACCGCCUACGGCGAACGACGAUGUUUCUGUGGACGAUGAGUCAACCACCUCUACUACCUACAAACUGUUAAAGGCAAAAACACAAACUCCUCAGAUUUCAAACAAACGAGAUCCGUCAAAAUGAAAAAAAAAGAAACUGUAAAUAACAUUUUUAUACAUUUUGUAUCUUUUUCAUUGGAGAUGAAGAAGAAAUCUCUUGUGAUGUUUCUUUUCUUUUUUUUUUUUAAAUGACUGUGCUCAUGUGAGGUUGUGAGUGAGGUUGGUGUGAGUCUUGGUCGUUGCUGAGGGGGGGGGAUCCCCUCCCCACAAAAAGAAAAAAAACUCCCCAAAUUUCUCCCUAAAAAAGGUUUUCCCUAGAAACAUUUCCUCACACACAUCAACUUUAUGUAUAGCGACAGGGGUCUGGCAAUAGAAUCGAAUGAGAUUAUCGAAACCGCGAGAUGUGGUUGGAGGGAAAAUAUCGAAGCAGGAGGAGGAAGUGAUUGUAAAUAGAAGGAGGAGUUAUUUUAAGAGAUUUGAUGGAGCGAGAUGAUUGUGCAGAGAAAAAGACUGAAGGUUUAAAGUUGGCGGCUCAACAGUUAAAAAGCUCAGUCACGAGUGUCAAUGCAUCAGCUCUGUGCUGUAUAUGAAUGUGACCUUGUCAUCUAUCUGUGUAUCUUCGUGCCUGGUGCUAUCUGAACCAGACCAUAUCAGACGGCUGAUAUUACAAGACCAUAUCUGUAGCGCUUUGGAGACCUGGUGGGUGAAGGUUGAUAUCUCUGUCUGCCUCUCUGGAUGAGGAUGUAUCGCGUAACAACCAUUUAAAUCCCCUCAAAGUUUUGUGCACUUAGAUGCCUGCCUCGAGGGACGACACAGGAGCAGCCGAACCUCAAGACCAUUCGUAAAAGCUUCUCCGCAAAACUAAACCAAAGCGACUUAAAAUCUGUAUGAAACCCUGAUAUUCUUCUGUUUCCUCUGAUGGAAAUGACUUGUGCAGGGCACGUUGUAGCUCGGUUUUGUUAAAUCAUGAUCUUUUUCAGUAAGAAGUCUAAAAUGAAAAGCUGUUUCUCUUCAUGAGGCCGUGAUCAGCGCUACUACAUAACCCGCAUAACUGUUUGGCAUUUUAUUUUGCCCGUGUACCACAUAAGCAAGCGGAUUUUCAUGUGGGAAGGGAGCGGAUGAGAGUCAUCGUAACACGCUCAGAUAUUUGUUUGAAGACAUGAAAGCAGCCCUGUGGUAUGUUCACAGCAUGGUGCCAACCUGAAUAUUUAAAUUGCUCCUUUAUAUUUGGGAAAUUCAACAGAAAAGAAGCUCAUGCUUCAGAAACAAUCCAACACGAGCCCACAAAAAAACAUGAAAACUGAUUUUUAUUUAUUCAGAUUCUCAUUUAGAUGGUUUCACAAAAAACGAGUUAUCUUUCAAGAUCCGUCAAAGCUUCUGCGGCAGAUUGCAGAGGGGAGAGGAGAUGUCAGCUGUGUCAGUGCUAAAAGCCUCUAAGUGGUUUCAAGAUGCAGGUCUUUCCAUCAGCAGCUGCACCUUUCUCGCAGCUGUUGGAGGAAGCCCAGAGUUCAGCCCUUAAGGUAACAACACAUGGGCAUUUUCAGGAGUGGAGACGGGGACAGGGAGGCCUUUUUCUAUAGAAAACUACAGCGGGUUGUAAAAACUGAAGGAAAAUGGGAGUUCUGUGUUGCCAACAUGUGUUGUCUGUGUCUUUGAGCAGAAAACAGCCAAAAGCCGAUGCAAAAAGUAAUAAAUAAAAAAAUAAGGCUAAGAUAUUGCAUAACGGGAAAGUUUUUUUUUUUUUAAAAAGAUACCAAAUCAGGCAAGGUUGCAAGAAGAACAAAUUGGGUCAGGAAACAUGACUGCAGAAAUGUAGCCGCAGGGAGGAAGGCGUGGAUGUUACUCAUUACAAGGAGACAGAGAAAAAAAACACGUGGAUGGAAACGCUCGAAGUGGAAAUAAACACACACCUUACAAAUAAGUGCAUAUCUGCCUGCUCUGACCGCUGCUCUGCCGGUCCCGUGUCCCUGAGACGUGACAAGCACAACCUAUUUGCGACAGUAUUAUUGCCAAAAAAGUACUCCCGAGUGCAGCGCAACACCACCCACCGGUCUGUUAGCCUGACAAAUCCUAUUUUCUUCUCCAUCUAUAUUUUUCUUCAGCUAACCUUCAACUUUGAAAGACAUGAGAUUUACUUUAUUUAUUGAUAAUUUAUUGACACUGUAUUGGUUACUUAUUUUCGCCAUCUGAAUGAGAGGAUGUUGAGGAAGCGCGCGUGUGUGUGCGUGUGUGCAAAUGUUCUUGUUGUCAUAUGUAACAUUUCCUGUCAUCUGACUCUCACGGCUACAAAUCCACAGAUGAAAGGCAAGAAAAGAGAGGAAUCCAAACUUACACCUGGAAUUCAAAUCUGAAGAGUUUAGUCAGUAUUCAAACUGGAUCUGUUGUCUAAUCUUAACUGGUAAUCUAUCCAAUUAAUGUGCUGAAAUAACAGAGGACUCUUAACUACAGGUUUAAGAGUAGUUCGGACCAAUCCGAGCCACAGAAGCGAGGGCAGACAAACAAACAAACAAAAACCAACAACAACAACAAAAAAAUGAUUAGAGACAAAAGGAGAGGAACAGAGAGAGGUGGAGAGAUGAUGGGAGGUUGUAUUUGUUAGCUUGUGUGUUCAUUAUUGGAUGCCUUCUAUCUUGCCGUCUGGAUGGAAACAGCUGUUCCCCUGUUACCGCGGAAACAAGAGAAAUGUUGGACAUUAAAAAAGAAAAAAAAUGACUUAUUC
Molecule: messenger RNA, 15398 nt
Organism: Pelmatolapia mariae (spotted tilapia)
Lineage: Eukaryota; Metazoa; Chordata; Actinopteri; Cichliformes; Cichlidae
Gene: celsr3
Product: cadherin, EGF LAG seven-pass G-type receptor 3
Exons: 37
Coding region: 432-12404 (3990 amino acids)
Biological process (GO): G protein-coupled receptor signaling pathway; homophilic cell-cell adhesion; cell surface receptor signaling pathway
Cellular component (GO): plasma membrane
Molecular function (GO): calcium ion binding; G protein-coupled receptor activity
Source: RefSeq, a predicted model, not a curated record